AUGUCAUUCAAAGUUGAUUGGGACUCACUAGAUACAGAGUCCCUCUCUCAUUGGACCAAGGAUAUUCUCACCAAUGCUUUGAAUUCCGGUAAGGCCCCAAAUAUAUUAGCAUCCAACAUCACUGUUCAAGAUUUAAAUUUUGGUAAAGUUGCUCCAGAUUUUGAAAUUUUGGAAAUUGGUGAAUUGGAUAGAGACCGGUUUAGAGGUAUUUUCAAGAUCAAUUACCAUGGGGAUUUCCAUCUAACUUUACACACUCAAGUUCAAGCCAACCCCAUGAAUAUUUACUACUCAAAUUCGAUGGAAUCUGAAGUCAACUAUGAUGGGGUGAAUAAAUACAAUAAUGAUGGUGAUGAUGAUGAUGGCAACUCCUUUGUCACUCCACAUUUCGUUAUGGCUAAUGAGGAAUUUGCUAUCCCUUUGGACUUGAAGUUGUCGGAUAUCAGAAUAAAUGGCAUUGGUAUUAUUGUAUUUUCGAAAUCAAAAGGGUUGACACUUGUUUUCAGAAAUGAUCCAUUGGAUUCCAUCAAAGUUAGUUCAACUUUUGAUACAGUUCAGGUAUUGGCAAAUUUCUUGCAAAAGCAAAUUGAAUCUCAAAUCAGAGACUUGUUUAGAGAGACUUUGCCCACUUUGAUUCAUCAGUUAUCCUUAAAAUACCUCAGUCUUGAUAACCAUAUGAGUGAGUUUAAUAGCAAGUUGGCAGCAAAUGCAAUUUCGAAAUCAUCAUCAUCAGCAGCAACAGCAGCAGCAACAGCAGCAACAGCAACAACAAAUGCAGUGUUUGUCAAUGACACCAGCAACAAUUUAGUCUCUAGCUCCUCUGCAAGUUAUAAGAUGUUGGAGAAUGAUGAAGAUGUGUCUUUAGUCUAUUCAACAAAACAUCUACAAAAAAUCCUUGAAUUGUUCAAAUCUCGAGAAACUAUGAGUUUAAAAAUUCCCAAGUUUAAACAUGUUGUUCAAAGAACACAUAUGGAUAAGUUGGACAAGAAUUACCCAAAUUUGUUGAACUCCUUGUCGGUUGCUCAUACUGACAUUAGAAGGUAUAUGGGCUCUGUUCCUCACGCUUUGAUUUCUGGAGGUGGUGGUCAUCAACCCAACAGCGUUAACGGCAGCAGUGCUAAUAGUAAUAAUGGAAUUCCAAUUGAUAUAUUGGUGGAUGAAUCAUUUGCACAAAAGGAUAGUUUAUUGAAAGAUAUUUCUUCUAUUCAAACUAAUAAUUACUACAAGUAUGCCAAAGAUGCUGCAGUCAAACCAAAGAGAAGAGUGAUAAAAUUAGGUGGAAAAAAGAAGAACAAGGCAAAAGAGAAGAUGAGUGAGUCGGAGACUUCACCAAGGUCACUAUCUACAGAAUCAGUGACUUCAGUCAGUUCCAAUUCAACCUUGAUUGACUCUGAACGCCCCGUUGAUGGUAAAAAUACACCUUUGAGGAGGUUGACUGUGGGUGGAUUAGAAACACCUGAAAAGGAUACCCAACAACUCCCACAAAGACCUAAAUUGCAACAAGUUCAAAAUGCUUCCCCGUUUACCUUGAAACACCCAACUCCCAAAAAGUUGCACAAUCAUCAUCAUCAUCGUCAGCAAGACUAUCAGCACCAUCACCACUAUAUCAGUCACAACCCAUCUUUCAACAACAGUUCCAUAUAUCAAGAAGUUAUAAGAUCGACACAAUCGCCAUGUUUGAUAUAUGAAAAGGGGUUGGGAGCGGGUGCAAGUGCAAGUGCAAGUGCAAGUGCAGGCGCUGGUUCUGGUUCUGGAGUUGGCGUAGGAUUGGGCAAUACUGGAUAUUUCAAUUUUGCACCACAAAGAACCAUUAGUACAUCGCCAAUCAGAAGAACAAAUAGUAACUUCGCUGGACAUAGGGGAGCUAAUACUUCUGGUGCAGUUGAUGAGGUGAAGAAAAAGGAGGAACCCACUUUGAAGGAAAAGAAGUCAUUGAAUCAUAUUGAUAUAAAUAAAGUGAAUCAAAGAUUGGAAGAGAGCUUAAGCUUGAAAACGGAAAAGAGAGACGAACAACAACAAAGGAACCACAGCUUUGAUAGUGUGAAUCUUGUUGAUGAAAAGAAAAGAGGAGAUGUCGGUUAUGGAGGUUCUGCUGCGGGUAACUUUUCAAAUGUGGACAUCUUCAGCAAUGGUUAUGGACAAUCCGUCUUUACUGCUGCUCCACCACCACCACCAUAUAACUAUCAACAUUGA
Molecule: messenger RNA, 2190 nt
Organism: Lodderomyces theae
Lineage: Eukaryota; Fungi; Ascomycota; Pichiomycetes; Serinales; Debaryomycetaceae
Gene: MDM34
Product: ERMES complex subunit
Exons: 1
Coding region: 1-2190 (729 amino acids)
Biological process (GO): phospholipid transport; mitochondrion organization
Cellular component (GO): ERMES complex
Molecular function (GO): lipid binding
Source: RefSeq, a predicted model, not a curated record